Messenger RNA from Bactrocera neohumeralis, 4677 nucleotides. It is a transcript of the gene Cad86C, whose product is annotated as cadherin-86C. Gene Ontology annotation, molecular function: calcium ion binding. Bases 1715 to 4597 code for a protein of 960 amino acids. The transcript is spliced from 13 exons. The record is from RefSeq and is a predicted model, not a curated record. Gene Ontology annotation, biological process: homophilic cell-cell adhesion. Gene Ontology annotation, cellular component: plasma membrane. NCBI's taxonomy places the organism in Eukaryota, Metazoa, Arthropoda, Insecta, Diptera, Tephritidae.
UUUGAUGUUUUCCACAUUCACCAACUUUGGGCAGUUCUGGACAAAAAACUAAUGCAGAUAGAAUCCUAAUACUUUGGGAAAAUAAUGUAUAGAUAGUUGCCACGGAAAUACCAAUGUGCGUCGUGACGAUGAAAUAAAACCUUACUUUUCUGAAGAAGGUUAUUUAGUCUAUUGUAAUAACGUUCCUGUUGUGAUGAAUUUAUUAAAUUUCGAAUAUGAUCCAAGUCACUGUCGACUGUUUAUUGACUCUUCAAAAGCUAGUUUGAAAGCAGUGUUACUGCAUAAUGGAAACAAACUUCCUUCGGUGCCGAUUGCUCAUGGUUCUAAUAUGAAAGAGACUUACGAAAAUAUGAGAUUUAUACUUGAAAAAAUUGACAGUAAACAAGCUCGGAAAAUUUGUGGUGAUUUUAAAGUCAUUGCACUUUUACUAGGACUACAGCUUAGUUAUACGAAAUUUUGCUGUUUUAUUUGUGAAUGGGACAGUAGAGACAGAAAAAGACACUAUACAAAGAAAGUGUAGCCCAAGCGUGAAUCACUAACUCCAGGUCAUAAAAAUAUUAAAAAUUAUCUUCUAGUGAACGCUGAUGACAUACUUUUACCACCGUUGCACAUAAAGCUUGGCCUGAUAAAAAAUUUUGUAAAAGCUAUGCCUAAAGAUGGAGAUGGAUUUUUAUAUCUAAAAGAGAAAUUCCCUAAACUCAGCGAGCCGAAAAUCAAAGAGGGAAUAUUUGUAGGCCCAGAAAUACAGCAAUUGAUGAAGGAUAAGAGCUUCGAAAAAAAACUGAAUGAUCAGGAAGAACUCGCCUGGAAAUGUUUAGUGAAUGUUGUUCAAAAUUUUCUAGCUUUGGGGUGUAAUAUGUCCUUAAAAAUACAUAUGCUGGACUCUCAUCUGGAUUUCUUUCCGACAAAUUUGGGUGCUGUGAGUGACGAACAAGGUGAGAGGUUCCAUCAAGACAUUUCCUUAAUGGAGAAGCGUUAUCAAGGGAAAUGGAGUCCAGGAAUGCUAGAAGACUAUUGUUGGAGACUUAGAAGGGAGACUUAAGUAUCUAUUAGAUACUAGGAAAUAAUUCUGAAAAUGGAAUUAACUCGUGAACAUUUUCGUGCGAUCAUUUUUCACAACUUUCGACGUGGAUUAUCACGACAAGAGUGCAUCGAUGAACUAAAAUCUUUGUAUGGCUAUGAAGCACCAUCCUAUAGCACUGUGAAAAACUGGUACAACGAAUUCAAUCGUGGCCGACGCUCGCUCAAAGACGAAUUCCGUGAAGGUCGUCCAAAAACAACCGUUGUGCCAGAAAACAUCGAUGCCGUACGUGAACUGAUAAUGCAAGACCGUCAUGCAACAUACCUUCAGGUAGAGGCAUGUCUAUGCAUUUCUCCCACCAGCAUACAUUCGAUAUUGCAUGAACACCUGUUUCGUUCUCGUUGGAUCCCGCACAAUUUGACAAUCGCUCAAAAAAAGGAACGUGUGGAUUGGUGUAAAGAAAUGCUCAAAAGACGUUUAUAAGAUCGUCACAGGACGAAUCAUGGAUCUAUGCGUAUGAGGCCGAAACAAAAUAGCAAUCGACAAAAAAAAAAAAUAAAAAAAAAAAAAAAAAAAAAAAAAAAAUCAUUUUCGUUGAUAAAUAUGCCUAUUUACAUUAUUAGGCCAGAAAUAUAUAUAGCAACCUACGUAUAUAGUAUCAGAGAACCCUUUUGAAGUUGCAAAUUUGCGGUAAUGACUUUCAGCGAUAAUAAAAAAGGGAAAAAUGCAAAGAAUCAUUAUAUUAAUCAAAUUUAUAGUUCGUGCUUACGAGGGAUGGCCUUAGCAUUAAAAGAUAGAAAGGUUUGUCAGCCGCUAACCUACUUUUCUGCUCAUUCUCCAUCACUUUCUAUAUUAAUGCAAAGUAAAACAACGGUGUUGCGGAUUUGGACAAUCAGCAUACUCUUUGCUGUCAUUUGUCCUUUACAUAUAGUUCAUUGCACCGAUCCCAAAUUUGAUUCAUCGACAAGAAUGCGACUUAUUUUAGUACCGGCGGAUGCGCAAGUUGGAACUGUGAUUUAUCGAAUACGUGCCACGGACGAAGAGUUUGACUAUCCACUUACCUUUGAACUUAUAAGCGAUUCUGCAUCAGCUACUGUUAAAAUUGAUUCGCUUCCAUGCACCAAAUACAAUUCCGUUUGCCAAGCAAAUGUUGUGUUACAGCGACGUUUGGAACCGGGGCGCUACUAUGACUUCCAGGUAUCUGUAAAGGACACAAAAGGAGGAAUGGCUAGCCAAUUGUGUUCUAUUACUGCUACUAAUUUCACAACACCACAUGACCUCAUAUUUCCGCACAAGCCGGGGAUAAUAAUGAUUCCAGAGGAUGCAAAGCGUGGAACAGAAUUGGAUUAUGUAAUUGCUCGCAAAAAUCCGCUUUUUCAAAAACCAGUUUACCUUGAGUUAUGGGGCUCUCAACUUUUUGCCAUAAGACAAAAGAUUGUUUCAGCAGAAACUACAGAAGGUACAGUGUUUUUGCUAGGACCACUUGACUUCGAAAAACAAGCUAUGUACCAUUUAACCAUAUUGGCUAAUGAUGCUUACGCUGAACCCGGCCAAGACAACCGCAACAUUGCUGGACUCGAACUAGUAGUGAUUGUUCAAGACGUACAAGAUCAGCCACCUGUAUUUACAUCAGCAUCACCUGUUACUAAGCUAACAGCUGGUAUUAUUCCAGGCGAUAAGAUUCUCCAAGUACAUGCCGAAGAUGGUGACAAAGGAAGACCUCGUGAAGUUCGAUACGGUCUUGUUUCCGAAGGAAAUCCCUUUACUUCUUUUUUUGAUAUAAACGAUACAAGUGGCGAAAUAUUUUUGAUGCGGCCACUGGAGGAAAUCGCAGCUAUCACUCACGUUGGAGAUCCUGUUUUACUCACCGUGAUUGCUGAAGAAGUUAAAGUUGGACGUGAUGAGCCCCCAGCUAUGGCUUCAACAGUACAAUUGGCUUUGUUUUUACCAGAACGGACUAAUUCUGCACCUUAUUUCGAGAAUGAUCACUACGUUUCAAGAAUUGAUGAAAAUGCCCCGCAAGGUACUGCCCUUACAUUUGCCGACCCAUAUGUUUCACGUGUUUAUGACGAUGAUAUCGGUAAAAAUGGCGUGUUUUCAUUGACUUUACUCAAUAAUAACGGAACUUUUGAAAUUUCCCCUAAUGUUGCUGAACGGAGCACUUCAUUUCUCAUACACGUACGAGAUAAUAUUCUCUUAGACUAUGAAGAACGUCAUUUUGUGCAAUUUCAAAUAUUAGCUCAAGAAUUGGGACCAUCUACAAAUCUUUCAACUACUGUCAAUGUCAAUGUAUAUAUAAAUGAUGUUAACGAUAACCCACCCAUAUUUGAGCAAUCUAUGUACACUGUUGAACUGCCAGAAAAUAUGACUGCCGGAACAAAAGUUAUACAAGUUAAAGCCACCGAUAUAGACACGGCUGAUUUAAGUGGACUUGUACGAUACACAGCUAUUUUGGGCUAUUUAAACACGUCAUUAAAUUUAAACGCGGAAUCAGGACUUAUUACAGUUUCCACUAAUAAUCACGGGUUUGAUCGUGAAGUAAUGCCCGAAUAUCAUUUAUACGUAGAAGCACGGGACAAUGAUGGUACAGGUAAUCGUGCCCAAGUGCCAUUGAUUAUAAAAAUUAUAGAUAUCAAUGAUGAAAGUCCAAUUUUCGAAAAAGAGUUGUACGAAUUUAUACUAUCUCCAGACUUGAAAUCCUUCACCUCUGUAGCCAUUAUUCAUGCCAUAGAUAAGGAUGCAACACCACCUAACAAUGAAGUGCGUUAUGAAAUAGUUAAUGGAAACUACGAAAAUAAAUUCACUUUGGAUAAAAAAACUGGCGAGCUAACUGUGAGAGAGAGAAUUACAUUUCCAAUCAAAGCACGAAGAAAGCGUCAAAUACCAUCUCACAUCGAUGAGGAUAUGUUGUUUCUAACAGCGCGAGCAUAUGAUUUAGGAGUACCUGUACGUUUUAGCAUCACAAACAUUCGUAUAUAUCCACCAGAAAGUCGAACACGAACUGUGACUUUUGUAGUUCCAGGUGAAAGUCCUGAUAAAGUUAAAACAGAAGAAACACUUUCUACCAUAACAGGAGGAAAAGUAAUAAUACAUGAUAUUAGACCUUUACAACCAGACGAACCCGGUGCCAAAACAAUUACCGGGGACAACACGGAUACGAUGAGAAGAAGUGUCGUAACAGCUACCGUUCUUUAUGAUAUCAAUUCGGUUGUAGAUAUAUCGCAGAUACAGCAACGUUUAUCGCAACACAAUAGUUCAUAUGCAAUAAUGAAUGGUAGCGACCCAGUAGCAACAGACAUUAUUAUUCCUUUACAGACUCUAUACAAAGCCGAAAAUAAAUUGCUGUUCUGGCUGCUUAUAUUUUUAGCAACUUUAGUCGCGUUAACAAUUCUCAUACUUUUGCUGUGUUGCAUUUGUUCGUGGUGCCCAUUAUAUGGAAUUGCAAGUGAACAUCAUGUGUGUGCUAAAAAUUACGACGAAAUGGAGCGCUGCCAUGUGAUAAUAAGGAAAUUCGCUGAAAUUCCUUCUUUCCCAAAAAUUCCUCUAUCCAUUCAUAUGGAUAUGUUCUUUAUUUAAUUUAAUAAACAAAUAAGUAAUAUUAUAUAGUAAUAUUAUGUAAUAAUAUUUUAUAAUCAUAUUAUAUAUGUUUAUUGUCA